Molecule: messenger RNA, 1059 nt
Organism: Scedosporium apiospermum
Lineage: Eukaryota; Fungi; Ascomycota; Sordariomycetes; Microascales; Microascaceae
Exons: 7
Coding region: 1-1059 (352 amino acids)
Molecular function (GO): zinc ion binding; oxidoreductase activity
Source: RefSeq, a predicted model, not a curated record
AUGACGACCGAACUUCCAAAGACCAUGUUCGCUUGGAGAAAGCACAGGGGAAACCCGGAGCCAGUUUGGGAGGAGGUUCCGGUUCCCCGAUGUCCUCCCAAGGGGAUGUUAUGCAAGAUGUUGGCAUCUGGAGUUUGCCGCAGCGACCACUCCCUUCUCACGCUCGAGAAGCAGGCUGGCUGGUUCCAGGAAAAAUACAUUCUCGGACAUGAAGGAUGCGGCAAGAUUAUCCAAAUUGGUGAUCAGGUUGGAGAAACAAAGUUCAAGCUCGGAGAUAUCGUCGCUCUCCACGGUGUGCCUGGGUGCGGCCAGGAGGACUGUCCAGAAUGCUCUCGGGAUCUGCACCAAAUUUGCGAGCGUGGCCAUCACUCUGGUAUCGGUCAGGAUGGAUUUUACGCCCCGUACGCAGCACUUGAUAUCCGCGGUGCCGUCCUGGUCCCCGAAGGUGUGACCCCUGCUCAAGCCGCCGUGGCAACAGAUGCAGUGAACACGGCUUUUCAUGCCAUCACCAGGAGAGGCGAGGUCAAAAAGCAUGAGACCGUCUUCCUCUUUGGCCUUGGAGGGCUCGGCUUUAAUGCCCUCCAAGUGGUCCUCGAUAUCGGAGCUCGAAUUAUCGUGUGUGAUAUUAGGCAGGAGUGCCUUGAGGAGGCCGCUAAGCUCGGUGUCCCUAGGAGUGAUAUCGUUCCUAUCGGAAAGUCGCCUGUUGAGUUUGUUGAAGAAAAUGACUUGAAGAUCGACACUGUCUUGGACUUUGUAGGAACUCAUCAGACUUUCCACGAUGCACAAGAUAUCGUGAGGCGAGGUGGUAAGCUCCUCUGUAUUGGAAGUUUGAACCCUGAGAACACCAUCCGCAUGAAGGUUGGGACUCGGAAGAGGUUAAGCUAUAUCUUCUCCUACGGCGGCCAGGUCCGGGACCUAGAGCAGGUCCUUGAUCUCAUCCAGAGGAAGGUAAUCCAGCCUCAGGUGCAGGAGGGCAAACUGCGGGACUUUCCUACUAUUCUCAAGUCGCUAUGUGAAGGGCAAUUUACUGGCCGGAUGGCCUUGACUCAAUACGAGUAA